This is a messenger RNA of Nicotiana tabacum (common tobacco), 770 nucleotides long. RefSeq lists its product as uncharacterized. Lineage: Eukaryota; Viridiplantae; Streptophyta; Magnoliopsida; Solanales; Solanaceae. The record is from RefSeq and is a predicted model, not a curated record.
UUUAACACAAGCUUAGAGAGAGUAAAGAUGAAAAUGAGCAGAGGGUUGGUGAUGCUCACCUUUAUUGUGGCUGCAGUCGUACUAUGCAGUCACCGGCCGGCGACAGCAGAAGAGCAAGUGGAAUUAGCAGAGGGCGCCAAUAGCACCACGUCGCCAUGGACACUAGCUGUACCGGGCGAUAAAUUUGGUUGCUUGAAGUUGUUCAAUUGCGCUAAGUACCCAACGACCAGCUGCAUAACUCAAUGCUGCACUUUAUUCCCCUUCACUACUAACCCUACGCGAAAUUGCAUCUGCUGGCGUUUGGCCGAGCACGUCAAUAAAGAAGCUUUUACUGCUCUUCACAAUUAUUGUGGCUUCAAGAAUCCUUGUCAACAUAAACAACAGGAGGAAAUCAACCAGCAAGAGGUGGUCGAAACUAGCAAGGCCAUGGACAACAGGAGUAGUAGAAACCAACAGGUGGCAACUUGUUGUGCAAAGGAUAAAGAAAAAAUAAAAACUUGCAUGUUAAGCACAGUUUCCAUAGACCAAUGUUGCCCAACAUACAGUAUAAUGCUGGGCCGUAACUGCGACUGCUACAAUUACGCCAAGGAUUUAGACAAUCAAGCUCUCAUCACACUUGAGAGCUACUGUGAUGUCCCCAAUCCAUGCAAGAAAGUUCAAGUGAUAUAGGAUUCUGAGACGGGGAUGGAAGUAAUCUUAGAAAUUUCUGUGGUUCUAGUUUGUAUGAAAUUUUAAUUGAAUGCAAAAGUCUCGACGGUUGUUCACUUCAA